Neolamprologus brichardi is the source of this 1705-nucleotide messenger RNA. The record is from RefSeq and is a predicted model, not a curated record. Lineage: Eukaryota; Metazoa; Chordata; Actinopteri; Cichliformes; Cichlidae.
CCUCUCAGCAACCAGCAGAGACGUCUCUCUCUCCUCUCUCCUCUCCUUUGCUCAGCUCUCCUCUUCUCCAUCCACUGCGGAACAUCGGCCUGUUUUCUUCCCGUCCCUCCUCCAGCGGCAGACACCCAGCUCGUCAUGGACAACUCCGGGAAAGAGAAGGAGGCCAUGCAGCUGAUGGCUGAAGCCGACAAGAAGGUCAAAGCGUCCGGAUCCUUCCUCGGAGGGAUGUUCGGAUGGUCUUUACAGCUGGAUAAUACGCUUUGUAUACAGUCUGUGGGUAAAAAACUGUCAGUCAUCUGUAGGAAGAUUCAGUAUGAAAGAAACAGCAGAUAUCAAAGUAAAAUUUCUUGUUUGUGUCUUUUCAGCUCAGCUAACAAAUGUCUUCUGAAGGUCGGACACUACAGCGCUCAGCUGGAGCAGUACCAGAAAGCGAUUGAAAUCUAUGAGCAGGUGACAACUGAUUGUUAUACCCAUUUUGCUUUUAUAAAUGCAAUAAUGUUAAAACAUUAUGAUGUGAAGGAAAGCCCACAGAAUAUGAUCAUUAAAAACACUGCUGCUACUAAUCAGAGCUUAAUUGUGCCAUUUGUGUGUUUUUUUCCCCAUGAACAUUCGCCUAUUCGCCACUCCUCUGUGCAACAGAAACUGCUAGAAGCCCACGAGGAGCAGAACAGCGAGGCGUUCACGGAGGCCGUGAAGGAGUUUGAUUCUGUGUCUCGCCUGGACCAGUGGCUGACCACGAUGUUGCUACGCAUCAAGAAAACCAUCCAGGGGGACGCUGGGGACCUGAAAUAGACACACUUAGAAGAGGGGAGAGAACAAAGGGGGGGGAAUAGGGAAAGGGGGCAUUGAAGAGAGAAGGAAGAUGAGAGUGGAGGGGAUUAAAUGAUGGGACAAGAGACAGGCAUGUAUCUUAAUGGAUGUGUAAAAGUAGAAUAAAGUAAAGGUAGAAAGAUGAAAGAGGGUGGGAGGUGAAGGAGUUUACAGUUGUACAUAUCAGUCUGCAUGUGACCUGCCCCCCAAUGAGCUAAGCAUCACCUUUAAAUCACCUUAAGAUCACCCCGUGUCUCCCGGUCCUGCAGUAUUGCUCUCGUAACACUGGACAGAAUUGUACUUAAAAAGUAAGAGUGGAAAGAAAACGUGUGUGUGUGCGUGUGUGUGUGUGUGAAAGAGAAAGAGUGUGUGUCCACACCAGAAAGGUAAAUGAUGGGAAAGUUUGCAGCUUACAUGAGAUUUAAGGAAAUAUGAUAUUAAAAAAAAUAUUGAGAAAUAUUAUUUAUGAGAUUUCUGAUAUUUAUUGUCAAUACUGAACAUAUGUAUUGUUUAUUAUGGUGCUCAGUGUUAUGACUUGUCUUACUAUUUUAGGUAUUAGCCCCUCAGCUCUCUCUCCUUCUCCUUUCUCCUUUACUUCUUCUCUUCCUCCUCCUCUGUCUCACUGUCCUCUCCGCAUCCCCACACCCUGUCAAAUCGGUGAACUCACCCAUUGUGAUUGGUUUGUGUUCAGGCCAGUGGUGGUUCGGCACAGUGAGCCACCAGUGCUGACUCCUGUCACUGCCUUGUUUUGUGCAUGUCUACUGUCAUGUUGUUGUAAGUGUUUUCCGUGUUGUGCUAAUGUGUGAAGAACAUACAUGUAGCCUGGUAUCAUUCGUGUGAAAUCGGUAAAUAUGUACUUCAGAGACCGAGUUGAAUAAAAACAUCAGCGCUCCAA